Messenger RNA from Formica exsecta, 1262 nucleotides. RefSeq names its product geranylgeranyl pyrophosphate synthase-like. Gene Ontology annotation, biological process: isoprenoid biosynthetic process. The coding region runs from base 176 to 727 and encodes 183 amino acids. Gene Ontology annotation, molecular function: prenyltransferase activity. The record is from RefSeq and is a predicted model, not a curated record. The transcript has 5 exons. Lineage: Eukaryota; Metazoa; Arthropoda; Insecta; Hymenoptera; Formicidae.
UUUAUUUUUUUUUUACAGAAUUGAUGAUAUCCAAGAUAAUUCCAUUUUGCGAAGAGGAAGUCCUGUCGCUCAUUCUGUUUAUGGAAUUGCUAGCUCACUAAAUGCUGCAACCUAUUUAUUAUUUAUCGCAUUGGAGAGAAUUGUUAAUUUGCAUCCUGCAGCGACAAAAGUGUAUAUGGAACAAAUGUUGGAAGUAUUUAGAGGUCAAAGAAUAGAAAGUUUUUGGCGGGACAAUCUUAUUUGUCCAAGUGAGGGAGAAUACCGUACUAUAGCAAUGAAAAAGGCUGGUGGUUUCUUUAAUUUAAUAGUAAAAUUAAUGACAUUAUUCUCAACAUACAAAGAAGAUUUAUCAUCGCUAAGUAUUAUUUUGGGUUUGCACUUUCAAAUACGGGAUGAUUAUGGCAUAUUGUAUAGCGAUAACUAUACCGAAAAUAAGAGUUAUUGCGAUGACUUGAGUGAAGGAAAGUUCAGCUUUCCCAUUGUUCAUGCGCUUACAACGAAUCCUGAUGAUAAGCAAAUAAUAUAUAUUUUGAAACAACGAACCAGAGAAAUCGAAUUGAAACGUCAUUGCGUUAAAUUGUUGAAGAAAUUUGGCUCUUUCAAGUACACAAAAAAUGUACUUGAAGACUUGGACGUGAAAGCGAGAGCUGAGAUAGAACGUUUAGGAGGCAACCCGCUUUUGACAGAACUUUUAAACGAGCUCAAGAAUUUGGAUUAUUGGAACUAAAGAAGCACCAAAGAUUUUUCAACUGGAACAUUUUAAAGUUGACUGGCAUCACACAGCCCGCUAACAAUAAGACAUGUUACAACAAGUUACAACAACAUACGAAUAGUAGUUAUUAUUACAUAUAUAACUUAUCAAAUAUUUUUAUUGAUUUGGGUAAGUUUAUUAAUUUAAAGAUUAAUACACUUCAAUUAAAUGCUCAUUACUUAUAUAAUCUUGUUUAUUAAUAAUUGUUUGUUAUACAAAUAACUUUUGCGCAUCUAUGAUUCAUGUUAUUCAAGUGGAAAAUAUUUUUCUUACAAUUAAUAAUAAUGGAAAAAAAUAAUAAUGGAAAGUUGAAAGACACUUCUUCUUAAACAAACAUUUUUGCAUAAAUCAGUUUUUCUAUAUUUUUCUAUUAUUAUUAUUAUUUUAUGCGUAUAAAAGUAAUGUUACUUUAAUACGUAUAAAACUAGUAAUGUAAAUUCAUCGAAAAACGAAUGCUUUAUGAAAUAUUAUAUGCUUUAAUAUUAGAAAGAAUAUAUAAAAUAUCAAAUAU